AGUUGUUCCUCAGGUCGGCUGUAAACAUUCGUCUUCUACCUUAGACCAACAAACACAGCCUCCCCAGCAUGUCGCCUCACGGGUAAAGAAGAGAUACUAUGCAGGACAGCGGAUACAAAACGCUUUUCUCCAAAUAUUCCGGAUUUGUGGAGGAUUUUGAGUCGCCUACAGGAUAAAGAGAGAGUGACGCUUCCGCGGAGGGAUAAAGAGCAACGAGAUGGGAAAUAUGAUACUGAUGGCGCUUCUGCUGGCUCACCUGCCAACGGAGCUGCUGUCCAUCCAGGUGAUUGUUCCAGAGACGGAGAGGAGCACGACUCUGUUUGCCUCUGUGAUCCUUCGCUGUGAUUACACUACUUCAGCAAACGUUCAGGAUGUGCUGGUCACCUGGAGGUUCAAGUCCUUCUGCAAAGACCCGGUGCUGGAGUUCUACUCCACAGCCUAUCAGGCCUCUCUGCAGCUGGGUCAGGACCCCUCCAAUGACUGCCCGGACCGCCAGCGUACAGUCCGCACUGUGAUCCAGAAGAGGGGCACCAAUGAGCCCAUUCUGGGUGCAGAAUACAGAAUACGCAAAAUAACCAUUCAGAACAAGGCUGACCUGGUCAUCAAUGAGGUGAUGUGGUGGGAUAACGGCGUGUAUUUCUGCAGCAUCGACGCUGCCGGUGACACGUCGGGCGACUCGGAUCGUGAAAUCAAACUUAUCGUAUACCACUGGCUGACUGUCCUGUUAAUCAUCAUCGGUGCUCUCCUGCUCAUCAUGCUCCUCUGCAUAUGUUGCUGCCAGUGCUGCCCGCAGAAGUGCUGCUGCUACGUCCGCUGCCCGUGUUGUCCACAGACAUGCUGCUGCCCGGAGAAAGCUGUGAUGCAGCACAGGAUGAUGAAAGACGCUCAGAAGGCUAUGUCUCCUUGGAUGAACGGUCAACCCAUUUACGCUCCCAUUAGCUCCAACGCCUCCUCUCAGGGCGUUCCCAUACUGUACUCAGGCUCGUACUCGGACUACCCCACCAAACAAAACUUUGCCAUGGCUCCCAUGCAGCUGUCACCCAUGGCCCUGCAGCAUCAGCAUCAGCAUCAGCCUCAGUAUCAGUAUCAGCCUCCUCCUCAUCCACACCAUGUGAGCGGCAAUGUGCAUGGCAGCAACCGUGGCACUGGCCAGGUCUUGGACUACCUGGAAAACCAGGUGAUGGGGCUGGAUGUGGGAGCACAUCAAAUGCUUCCACACGCUCACCAAAAUAUGCACCCAUUACAGCCUCAACUACAACCUCAGCUGGCUCCUCAAGCUGUUCCCUACACACCAGGGCCCCCGAGUAUGUUGUCGGCCCUGGAUGAGAUGGGGGUAAGAGGGAUGGAGAGAAGGGUGAUCACCCUGCCUCCUAUAAUCCAGCGUGUACCCAGCUUUUCCUCACGCAGGGGGCCUGGCGGUGGAGACGGAGCCAGAGCUGGUCCCAGAAUAUCCAGCCAGUCCAGUGGGAGUACAAAUCACUCCGGAGGAGCCCCCCGCGACAGUCGUGGCUACAGGGACGUCUCUCCUUCCAGACGAGGGAUCCUGCGUGAUAACAGCGACAGCUCCGGAUGGGAGAACAGGCGAGCAGCAGCGCCACACAGGAGUUCGAGGAACGAGAGAGGAAGCUCGUCCAGGAGGAGAGGAGGUGGAUCCAGACCGCGCACUCGUAGUCGGGACGACCUGAUGGGGGAGCUAACCAGCAGAGCAGCUCGGAGGGAGAGGAGCUAUUCACCUCCUCAGCACCGCAAAGGAUCCUGGAGCUCAGAUGAGGAGGACAGCAGUGGAAGGAAAGGAGGUAAGGGGAAGGAUUGGCCAGAGAAGCCCCCCAGCUACUUCUCCAUUGAGACCCAGCCUGGACGUGGAAACGGUCAGAGGAACUACGACCGCCUUUCUGAUAGAAGUUCCCGUAGCGGCACCAGCGUAGUCAUCUGAAACAUUUCUAUUUUUUUUUUUCUUACUUGUUCCUGAAUGUUUCCAGAACGGUGAAAAUGAAGACAAACAGAAGGUACUCUCAUCAGUUCAAUCAGCCUGCAAGAAUAUAGUUGCAAAAUAGUGCAAAAUGUAAUAGUGAGUCCUGAAUAUGUACUGGAUGAAUAUACUUUUACUCUGAAUGUACUGUAUGUAAGUGUAUUGAAAACUAUAAUUUAUGCAUGAAGAAAAGCUGUCCAGUUGAGCCUUUGAAUUGCAGAUGUUAUUAAACCCAUGUGUGAUUAUUGAUCUAGCUGUUUCAAACGGUGUAAUUUGUGUCUGGUGAUGGAUCUUUUCCUUGUGUUUUUUUUAAAGUAAAUGUUCAACAGUUUCAACAAGCAGACUGUUGGAUACUGUGAGAUCUAAUGGGUUAUUUAGGUUCAUCAUUGUGAACAUGUAAUGUGUGAGACAGAUACAGUGUGUAUUUGUUUUUUUUUAUCAUUUUAAUUUUUCGCAUAAUUUCUUGUACCAUUCAAAGUGUCUUUUUUUUACCUUUCACCCCUGAUAACAUUAUAAGGCAGUAAUUAAACGGGUGUUGUAUGAAGAUGUUUGUAGAUGGACAGAGUUGGUGGACUUACUGAACCUAUUGAAUGAUCAACACCAACGUAUAAUUGUGAUUUCGAUUUUGAUUAAUGUUUGCUUUUUUACAAACAUGAAUAGAGAUGUAUCACGAUGUGUAUGUUUUAAAUAAACCUUUUUACAUACAGCUAGUGUGAAGGGGGUCAUUUAUAUAUUUUUUAUACAUUAUAUAGAUUGAUCAUUCGAUCUGUUGGUCCCAACUGAACCGAAAUGAUCCUUUUAAAUCAAAAGGCUGUUCCUAAAGAUGGACCAUCUGGGCAAAGCGUGCAAUUUCUAAAUUUAUAAAACUUAUAAAAACAGAACAAUUUUUGCUUUUACUUUGCUCACAUGGUGCAUAAUCCUAAAUAAAGUUGCAUUUACAUCAGAUUAAUACAAACGCAUUGACACAGGGAAACACAUAGAAGGAAUUAACUCAACUGAAAUCAUAUGGGGAAAACUAUUACAAAUUGUGUGUACAUAAAAUCCAAGACUUUAAAUUGGUAAUCUAACUUGAUUGAGAACAUUGUGCUCUGAUCAAAAAGUUUGAAUUGGUUUUGGCUCGAAGGAUGUGUAUAUAAAAAUGUAUGUUUAGAUUUAGAUUCAUUUUUUUCUGUACAGCAGUUAUGCUAACUGUAGCCUAUAUUCAAAUAGUGACAAUGCGCUUGUUUUUUUAUGUAUGGUGAACAUGUGGGUUAAUAGUCUUUGUUUUUUGUUUGGGUUGUGUGUUGUAUGCCAGUGGUUCUCAAACUUUGUUCAAUGAUGUACCCCCUUUAAAUACAACGUAACUGAACAAAAGUUGCGAAACUUGACGAUUUGAAAUGAGGUAUAUUUGAUAUUGAAUGUGGUUUAUCCAGAUUACAUUUACAUUAUCACUU
Molecule: messenger RNA, 3402 nt
Organism: Anoplopoma fimbria (sablefish)
Lineage: Eukaryota; Metazoa; Chordata; Actinopteri; Perciformes; Anoplopomatidae
Gene: ildr1b
Product: immunoglobulin-like domain containing receptor 1b
Cellular component (GO): plasma membrane
Molecular function (GO): high-density lipoprotein particle receptor activity
Source: RefSeq, a predicted model, not a curated record